Messenger RNA from Seriola dumerili (greater amberjack), 1317 nucleotides. It is a transcript of the gene crabp2a, whose product is annotated as cellular retinoic acid-binding protein 2-like. NCBI's taxonomy places the organism in Eukaryota, Metazoa, Chordata, Actinopteri, Carangiformes, Carangidae. Gene Ontology annotation, molecular function: fatty acid binding. The transcript has 4 exons. The coding region runs from base 237 to 665 and encodes 142 amino acids. Gene Ontology annotation, biological process: fatty acid transport. Gene Ontology annotation, cellular component: nucleus; cytosol. The record is from RefSeq and is a predicted model, not a curated record.
ACGUGCGCCGGCACAUAGAUGAGAAAAGAGCCCUGACAGUCGGCCACUCAUCCCUGUAAGAGGGCAGAAGUAACUGGACAGACAGAGUCGGACCGACGGACGCGCCCACACACCCAGACCAGACGGGACAAGUGAAGCUUUUUGAGGCACAGACGCGCACGAACAGCAGCGCAGGGGCCAGACUUGGACCUGACAGUUCACCUACAUUUAUCCGCAAACUACCCGCAGCCUAUAGCAUGGAGCGCAAAAUCCCCGAUUUCUCCGGCACCUGGGAAAUGAAGAGCUCUGAAAACUUCGAGGAGCUCUUGAAAGCGUUGAAUGUGAACGUGAUGCUGCGCAAGAUCGCGGUGAAGGCAGCCUCCAAGCCACUGGUGGAGAUCACGCAGGACAAGGAGACUCUAUCUAUUAAAACCUCAACCACAGUCCGCACCACCCACAUCACCUUCACUGUGGGGCAGGAGUUCAAUGAGGCCACGGUGGACGGACGUCCCUGCACGAGUUUUCCACUUUGGGAAACAGACAGUAAGAUCAGCUGUGAGCAGACUCUGCAGAAAGGAGAGGGGCCUAAGACAUCCUGGACCCGAGAGAUAACCAAUGACGGCAAGCUGAUCCUGACCAUGAGAGCUGAUGAUGUGAUUUGCACCAGAGUCUAUGAACGACAAUGAACAAGAGCACUUCUCACUUUUCCUCCUUCCAGCCCCCCUCUCCUGCAUCACUACUUGUGUCACUACUCCCUUUUGUCAAGGCAGCGCUGGGAGAUAGCAGUCUUUAGUUUUAUUCCAGUAUCUCUCUUAGCUUCACUACAUAAUAAGUUUAGUAAUUGUAUCUAGUAUGUCACAUAUCUACACAAUAGUCUUAGUUUCUGAGUUAUGUGUCUGUCUUUUCAGCUCACUCAAACGUGACCAGCGGGUUUUAAACAGGAAAAUGUAUGUUGCAUUGUUUGUUAGAUUUGCUUAGGGGAAGCUCAUGUAGUUGGCAUUGUGUGUGUGUGUGUGUGUGUGUGUGUGUGUGUUGUGUGUGUGUGUGUGUGUGUGUGUGGCAGCAGAAGAGGUGUGAGACUAUAUUUGUAGAUGUGUAAACCAAUCUAUGAGCUCUUCCAGUUUCAGGUCAGUUUUGAUGUGUCCCUCCUCUCUGUUGCUUUAGCGUUGUCCCACAACUUUAACCUUUUCUAUCUCAUGAUGACAUUUUGUAUUUAUUACUACAUUAGAGUCUGAUACAAUACUGCUAAGGUUUUUACUUUGUGUCUCUUUUAUAUGAAAUGUGAUCAUAGGAAACAACACUUUCUAUGGGAAAACAAUAAAGCAUGAUAUUAACUCA